This is a messenger RNA of Pogona vitticeps (central bearded dragon), 2873 nucleotides long. The record is from RefSeq and is a predicted model, not a curated record. Lineage: Eukaryota; Metazoa; Chordata; Lepidosauria; Squamata; Agamidae.
AUGAAGAAGGAAGAAAACCUAGAAGACAUUUAUAUUCAGCUGGCUAUGUUUGCAACUGCUGAGAAACACACUGGCUAUCAGUCAACCGGGACCUUGUUUCACUCUUCCUACUUAACAGGAAUUAGUCCUCAGGGUUUCUUGAGCACGGGAGAUCAAGCGGCUAAAGGGAACUAUGGGCUUCUUGAUCUCAUUCAGGCCUUGAGGUGGACUAGUGAAAACAUUGGGUUCUUUGGGGGUGACCCGCUGAGAAUAACUGUUUUUGGAUCGGGCGCCGGUGGUUCAUGUGUCAAUCUCUUGACUUUAUCCCAUUAUUCUGAAGGUCUUUUCCAGAGGGCAAUAGCUCAAAGCGGAACGGCUCUCUCCAGCUGGGCGGUCAGUUUCCAACCAGCAAAAUAUGCAAGGAUGUUGGCUACAAAAGUUGGUUGCAACGUGUCGGACACGGUUGAAUUAGUAGAAUGUCUACAGAAGAAGCCGUACAGAGAACUCGUUGAUCAGGAUAUUCAGCCAGCUCGAUACCACAUAGCCUUUGGUCCAGUCAUCGAUGGGGAUGUGAUACCAGAUGACCCUCAGAUACUGAUGGAGCAAGGAGAGUUCCUAAAUUACGACAUAAUGUUGGGAGUUAACCAAGGAGAAGGGUUGAAAUUUGUUGAAAACAUUGUUGACAGUGAAGAUGGCAUAUCUGCUAGUGACUUUGACUUUGCUGUGUCAAACUUUGUUGAUAAUUUGUAUGGGUACCCUGAAGGCAAAGAUAUACUGAGAGAAACUAUUAAGUUCAUGUACACAGACUGGGCAGAUAGACAUAAUCCUGAGACAAGAAGGAAAACACUUUUGGCUUUGUUUACUGACCACCAGUGGGUUGCACCGGCGGUGGCUACAGCUGAUCUCCAUUCCAAUUUUGGAUCACCUACAUAUUUUUAUGCCUUCUACCAUCAUUGCCAAACAGAUCAGGUACCAGCAUGGGCGGAUGCUGCUCAUGGCGAUGAGGUUCCUUACGUCUUAGGAAUCCCAAUGAUUGGACCAACGGAAUUAUUUCCUUGUAAUUUCUCCAAAAAUGAUGUCAUGCUAAGUGCAGUGGUGAUGACAUAUUGGACAAACUUUGCAAAAACAGGGGACCCCAAUCAGCCAGUCCCGCAAGACACCAAGUUCAUCCACACAAAACCGAAUCGUUUUGAGGAAGUAGCAUGGACCAGAUACUCCCAGAAAGACCAACUCUACCUUCACAUUGGAUUAAAACCACGAGUGAAAGAACAUUACAGGGCCAACAAGGUGAACCUGUGGCUGGAACUGGUACCUCACCUGCACAAUCUUAAUGACAUUUCACAGUAUACCUCUACGACAACUAAAGUGCCAUCCACUGAUAUUACUUUUAGGCCAACUCGGAAAAAUUUGGUACCCGUAACUUCAGCCUUUCCUACAGCCAAGCAAGAUGAUCCCAAACAACCGCCAAGCUUAAUCGCCGGUGAUCAAAGAGACUACUCUACGGAGUUGAGUGUAACUAUUGCCGUUGGAGCAUCUUUGUUGUUCCUGAACAUUUUAGCCUUUGCGGCACUAUAUUACAAAAAGGAUAAGAGGAGACAUGAUGUCCACCGGAGAUGUAGCCCACAGCGUACUACGACCAAUGAUCUUACCCAUGCACAAGAAGAGGAAAUAAUGUCCCUCCAAAUGAAGCACACUGACUUGGGUCAUGAAUGUGAAUCCAUCCAUCCACAUGAGGUGGUUCUGAGGACCGCCUGCCCCCCAGACUAUACACUAGCUAUGAGGCGGUCCCCUGAUGAUAUUCCUUUAAUGACCCCGAACACCAUUACGAUGAUUCCCAACACUAUACCUGGGAUUCAGCCCUUACACACAUUUAAUACAUUUACUGGUGGACAGAAUAACACUCUGCCUCAUCCCCACCCACACCCACACCCACACCCGCAUUCACAUUCGACAACUAGGGUAUAGCCCAAGAGAGGUAAAACAAACUUUUAUUUUUGGUGGAUUACAGUGCGUUAUAAUUAUAGAAGACUUCACUUGGCUUUCAACCUACAAGACUUUUACUAUUUAAAUAUGGAGGAAUAUUAUGUGAAUAUACAUAUCAAAAACUUUGGGGAUUUUGGGGAAAAACGAAUUGUACAUAUAUACAAAUGAACUUUUAAAAAAAUAUAUAACUUUUUUUGCAGUUGCUUGAAGCAAUUGCCCCGAAUGAUACUUUUUACAUUCACAUUCAACUAUUGAUUUUUUCUUUUUCUUUUCUUUUCUUUUCUUUUGAAGGAUUUAAGUUACAUAUUGGCAUUUGGCAUGUGCAACACAAAAAAAGUGGGAAAGAAAUGAUGACUGAUAAUUUAAGAAAAAAGUUCUAUGAAUAUGCACAAGGGACACAUUAAUGGAAUGUCAGCUUAUUUUCACCUAUUUUUAGUUGGAACUGUUUUCUUGUGUAGACCAUAUUUACAUGUUGGGAUAAGUAUACAAAGCACCAGUGCUGUUAAAGGCUUUAGAAAGGGGCUCAUAUGCUAAGAUCUGCCAGUUUAAAAAAGAAAGAAAGAAAGAAAGAAAUUAAACAUUUUAAAAAGGGGAAAGAAUUUUAUAACCUGGCAGGGACAUCAUUAUCACAUAAGUGCUGUCAGUAUAAACGUUGUGGGAAUAAAGGAUGCCGGAUAUUUUUAGCACGAUGUGCAUGAUCAUUUAUUAUGCUUGGUGGCUGUGCUGCUGAUUAAGCCGUAAUUAAAAUUCUUUUCAUCCCAUUGGAGUUCUCAGUUGAAGCUUCUUCCCUCAAUUGGUGCACCCUACUGAAGGUUUCAAGGAGAGGGUAAAAAUGUAAUUGAGAAUCUUGAAAUUGUUGUAGGUUUUUUGGGCUGUUUGGCCAUGUUCUGGAGGUUUUUCUUCCUAAUGUU